CCGCGUGCGCUAUGCUAAUCGUGGGGCUGCCGUUGCCGUUGCUGCCCGCCCCCCCUCGCGUUUCGAGCCCCCUUCUCUCUGCCCUGUUGCUCUCCAUCUCUUCAUUCCAUUUCAUCCCCCCGCCCGACGGCACGGAGGUCGUUGCGCCGCGCGAACCUCCCGAUGUCUGGGCCGGGGGCACUGCGCCCACGGACUCGUGGAGGCGUCAGGUGACACGUGUGGAAAGGAUCACGCGUGGGGCCACCCUGAUGAGCUGCAAGUGGCGAUGUAGUCGGCCCGGCGCCUGCGAAGGACAACCCCCGUCCCCAGAUGCACCCCUCUCCUCGAGUGGCAGCGUGCCGCGCGGUGGGCCUCCCCGCCAGACCGCCCGCGCCGCGGGAGGGCGAACGGCUUCCGUCUUUGGGCCGGGGCGGGGCCCUGCGAGACAGCACGCGGGCCCGAUCCGCAGCAGGAGGGGCGCAGGAGGCGCGGCAGGCCACCGCACCGAGGCGCAACCGAAACGAGGCAGCGGGCCACCCUUGCUGGGACCUGGGUGAAGUACGCAGUGGUGGGGGGGGAGGGGGGGGGGCGAGCAUUGCCCAUCGGCCCCCACACCAUCGGCAGGGCGACCAUGACUGCAUAGGAACCUCGAGCGGCGAGCCGAGCACCGCGGCCCAGUGCAGCGCAGAAGAGGCGCCUGGCCCAACGGGGAGCACGCGGCCGAUGCCGACCACCCUGAGCCGAGGAGCACGGCCAUCCCCUGGGGGCGCAUCCUGCAAGGGCGCCGAACUUCGCGCCCCGUGCCGCGCGAAGCGCGAGAAGGACUCCGCGCCCUCGCGCCGCCCCUCGGGGGAGGACGGGAGGAGGAGGAGGAGGAGGAGGAAGAGGAGGAGGAGGAAGGGGAGGGGGAGGAGGAGGAGGUCCUCCCAGGGGCCUUCCGCCCCGGAUCCGUCUCCGACGGAGGAGGAGGAGCAGCAGGAGAACGCCAAAGAGGUAAGUCCGGGCAUCGACUCGAAAUGAAGUCCAAGGGCCAAAGGAAUGUGGCAUCGCAUGCCGCAAACCUUCAUGGGAUGACUGCGACGGUUGGCGAUGUUUUUUUCACGUUGCGCAUUGGGAACACAACAGCCCUAGGAGGCAGGCCGGUUCAAGGUCCCACCUCUUUUUGUUCUGUUUUUUGGUUAGGGGCUGCUCUUUAAAAUGCGGGUGAUGCUCCGCGCCGCCAUCACAAAACAAAGCUACGCGCAGGCACCCAACAGAAAGAGGCACGGUGUGACAGAACUCCAAUUCUGAUUGUGUGCGGAACGGGGUUCGCCCGUGCGACGUCGUGAAGUGAUACUACUAGGGCUACCGAGAGAAGCAGUCUUCGGCCGAGAAGAGGAAGAGGAGGAGGAGGAGGAGGAUAAAAACGGAGACCAGCAAGCCGGGGUGCAGAGCGGCAUGGCCCUCAACCUGC
Prorocentrum cordatum is the source of this 1432-nucleotide messenger RNA. The record is from the annotation of a GenBank genome assembly. NCBI's taxonomy places the organism in Eukaryota, Dinophyceae, Prorocentrales, Prorocentraceae.